Messenger RNA from Raphanus sativus (radish), 1762 nucleotides. RefSeq names its product solanesyl diphosphate synthase 1, chloroplastic. Gene Ontology annotation, molecular function: prenyltransferase activity. Gene Ontology annotation, cellular component: chloroplast. The coding region runs from base 321 to 1583 and encodes 420 amino acids. NCBI's taxonomy places the organism in Eukaryota, Viridiplantae, Streptophyta, Magnoliopsida, Brassicales, Brassicaceae. The record is from RefSeq and is a predicted model, not a curated record. Gene Ontology annotation, biological process: plastoquinone biosynthetic process; isoprenoid biosynthetic process. The transcript has 6 exons.
CUCUCUUCUCACUUCUGGUAUGGAACAAUUACAGUCGUCUCUUUCGUCUCUCAAAAAUCAAAAUCUUCACUUCCCACAUGUGGGCUUGUCUCGUCCACUCGAAUCUAAUUAAAUCAAUCCACUUGUUUUUUAUUUUAAUUCUUUAUAUAUUAUAUUAAAGUUUGUAUUUUUAAUACUUCUUUUGUUGUAAUUGUUACAUACACUCAAAAAUCUCUGGGCGGAGAAAAAAGAGGAGAGUCAGGCUUUAUUGCUUCUUCAUGUGAAAAAAGCUUGAAGGCAGCUUUGAUAGAUACUCCAAAAGUCUUUUUAGAGCUUAGAGAAUGAUGAUGACGUCGUGUCGGAACAUAGACUUGGGUACGAGUGUGCUUGAUCUGAUCUCAUGUGGCUGUGGUCGUCGUCAGUUUCUCUUAGGCAACUUUCCCAAGUCUGUUUGUACGGCGAGAAGCUACGGCGGCGGCGGAGGGAAUCUUGUGUUUCUCCGGCGUGACUUGGGGAGGAGUUGCAGAGCUGUUCCGACAAAACCCAAAGAGAUCUCUUUGGUCAACGGAAUAGGUGAAGCCAAAACGGUGAGUUUUGAUUUGAGGCAAGAGACCUCAAAGCAGCCUAUCUCAUUGUCGAGUCUGUUUGAGGUUGUAGCUGAUGAUCUGCAGACGUUGAAUGACAAUCUUUUAUCGAUUGUGGGUGCAGAGAAUCCGGUUUUGAUAUCUGCAGCUGAGCAAAUCUUCGGAGCUGGUGGUAAAAGAAUGAGACCCGGUUUGGUGUUCCUCGUAUCACGAGCCACUGCAGAGCUAGCUGGCCUUAAGGAACUUACAACGGAACAUAGGCGUUUGGGUGAGAUCAUUGAGAUGAUUCACACUGCGAGCUUGAUACAUGAUGAUGUGUUAGAUGAGAGUGAUAUGCGCAGAGGAAAGGAAACAGUUCACGAACUAUUUGGCACAAGAGUAGCUGUAUUAGCUGGUGAUUUCAUGUUUGCUCAAGCAUCAUGGUACUUAGCCAACCUCGAGAACCUUGAAGUUAUCAAGCUCAUAAGUCAGGUGAUCAAAGACUUUGCUAGCGGAGAGAUAAAGCAAGCGUCGAGUCUGUUUGACUGUGACGUUACGCUACAAGACUACUUGCUCAAGAGUUACUACAAGACAGCCUCGCUGGUGGCUGCAAGCACCAAAGGAGCCGCCAUCUUCAGCAGAGUCCAGACCGAUGUGACAGAGCAAAUGUAUGAGUUCGGGAAGAAUCUCGGCCUCUCUUUCCAAGUAGUCGACGACAUUUUGGACUUCACUCAGUCGUCAGAGCAGCUAGGGAAGCCAGCAGGGAGUGAUUUGGGUAAAGGUAACUUAACCGCGCCUGUGAUUUUCGCGCUGGAGAAGGAGCCGAGGUUGAGAGAGAUAAUAGAGUCUGAGUUUUGUGAGGAGGGUUCGCUGGAAGAAGCCAUCGAGUUGGUGAGAGAAGGUGGUGGGAUCAGAAGAGCACAAGAGUUGGCUAGGGAGAAAGCUGAUGAGGCUUUGAAGAAUUUGCAGUGCUUGCCUCAGAGUGGCUUCAGGUCGGCUCUAGAAGAAAUGGUAAUGUUUAAUCUCGAAAGAAUCGAUUAGUUAGAAGACAUGAUGAUUAUUAAUAGUACAGUAAAGCAAUACAGAGGGAGAUUUGUGUACACAUGAAAAAAAAAAUAGUAUUGGGCUGCAAUGCAGAGAUUGUGUUGGCAUCAAUUGUUACUUGAAUUUCAAAAAGUAGAAACACAUUUGAAUCCAAGGAAACUCUUAUUCUUCCUUCU